Molecule: messenger RNA, 339 nt
Organism: Penicillium alfredii
Lineage: Eukaryota; Fungi; Ascomycota; Eurotiomycetes; Eurotiales; Aspergillaceae
Exons: 2
Coding region: 1-339 (112 amino acids)
Source: RefSeq, a predicted model, not a curated record
AUGCGUCUCAUUGCUCUACUACCUCUUUUUUCUGCAGUUAUUCCAACGGCAUCAUGGAAGUUAACUGAGUCCUAUGGAGAAAAAUGCGAGGAUAACAAGAAGGAGCAUACCCACGAAGGCACUACCGGAUGGGGAUGCACCAUGAUCCAGGACUACGCUGCCAAGCGAGUCUACUUCGAGGGAGCACAAGGUUACAAAUUCACAUUCUACGACGAUAUGAACGCGUGUGAAAACCGUCACGCACUGGAGGAACUUGUCUCGCCCCAGGAUGGAUGCCGUGGGAGGAAGAGCGGCAAAGAAUUCUUCUAUGUUUACUUCAGAGUCGAUCCAGUGACUUAA